GAUUUGUCGCUGUGAUUCGUCGUCUAUGAACAUCUAUGAAAAAGUGAAGAACGGCAAUACACCCUGUUUAAGUUGUUGAAAUGUCGAUUACUGAAAUCAAAGAUCUAGAACAAGAAAUUAUAAAGUUAGAAGAUAUUCUCCGCACCAAAAAAGCAUUACUUCACCAACUUAAAACAAAUAAUGAAUGGAAAUGCCCAUAUUCUGAUUAUUUAUCUACACAAGAAGUAGUUAAAUAUAGUCGGCAGAUGAUAAUGCCGCAAGUUUCAAAGCUAGGCCAAGUGAUUCUCAAGAAAAGUAGAAUUUUAAUUAUUGGGGCAGGUGGUCUCGGCUGUCCAGCCUCAUUGUACCUUGCAUCAGCUGGUGUUGGGGAAAUUCAUAUUGCUGAUUAUGAUGAUGUAGAAUUAUCAAAUCUGCACAGACAAGUAUUACAUUUUGAGGAAGAUGUGGGGCGACCCAAGGUUGAUUCGGUGUACAAUAAAUUGAACAGCUUAAACAGUAAUAUAUUAGUAGUGCCACUGCACAUUCACGCUUCCGCUUCAAUUGUUGAAAUUAUACAAAAAUAUAAAUACAAUGUAAUUCUUGACUGCAGUGAUAAUGCUCCUACUCGAUAUCUAUUAAAUGAUGUUUGUGUUUUUCACAACAUUCCUCUGGUAUCAGGUAGUGCGUUACAAAUGGAGGGUCAAUUAACAGUGUAUCAUUACAAGAACGGACCUUGCUAUCGUUGUUUAUUCCCAAUACCACCACCAACUCAUACUGUAACUAACUGUGGAGAUGGUGGAGUUCUCGGACCCGUGGCUGGAAUCAUUGGAGUAUUGCAAGCUUUGGAAGCUAUAAAAAUUAUUUUAAACGUCGAUGGAGUGUUAUCUGGAAGGAUGUUAUUGUUUGAUGGAGUAGAAACAACUUUUCGUAAUGUGAGAUUACGUCAAAAGAUGACUAAUUGUGAUGUCUGUGGUGAAAAUCCAACAAUUACUUCACCUGUUGAUUAUGAGCAUUUUUGUGGUUCCAAGGCAAAUGAUAAAGUUAUUGAUGUGGAUAUUCUUGAACAUGCAAAUAAUAUAGACAUACAGAAGCUGCCACAUAUUUUAAAAGAAAAAUAUGUUGUUAUAGAUGUACGACCUGAAUUGGAGUAUUCUAUGUGUAAUAUACCAGGGACUAUCAAUUUGCCUUAUUCUAUAAUCACAACUGAUAAGGGUAUAGCAAAUUUGCAAGAAUUGAUUAAGAAAGAUCCUGAUACAUAUAGACAUGUGUAUAUGUUGUGCAGACGAGGAAAUGACUCUCAGAGAUCUGUUGAUUUUUUACAAAAGAAUUUCCCAGAUACGUCUGUGAAGUUUUUUAAUGUUAAAGGUGGCCUUUAUGCAUACUCCAAAGAGAUUGACCCUUUGUUUCCUGUUUAUUGAUGUGACAAUUUUAUGCUUCUG
Molecule: messenger RNA, 1418 nt
Organism: Zophobas morio
Lineage: Eukaryota; Metazoa; Arthropoda; Insecta; Coleoptera; Tenebrionidae
Gene: Uba4
Product: adenylyltransferase and sulfurtransferase MOCS3
Exons: 6
Coding region: 81-1397 (438 amino acids)
Biological process (GO): protein urmylation; tRNA wobble position uridine thiolation
Cellular component (GO): cytoplasm; cytosol
Molecular function (GO): thiosulfate-cyanide sulfurtransferase activity; URM1 activating enzyme activity; adenylyltransferase activity
Source: RefSeq, a predicted model, not a curated record